CAUGGGUGGCCACAGAACUUCAAAACCUGCCCAAAAGUAUUACCACCUUCUCCUGUAAACCCCUCAGCUCUCCAUCGCCUUCUCCAUGGACAAAUCAGCAGUCCCCAGGCCCCACUCAUACAAUCGCCUCAUAGUAUUCAUGAUAGUUUCAUGUCUUCUAUGUAUGACAUAUCUUACAUUCAUCGUCCCGAAUAUUAAAGUAACACACAUCUCCACUUCUUUACAGGCUCUUUAUCCACCAACCUCUCUUGAACAUAUAAUUUUUGGCAUUGCCUCGAAUGAUAAAACUUGGUUGAGUCGGAAGGAAUAUGUUAGGCUCUGGUGGAGGCCUCAGGAGAUGAGGGGUUGUGUGUUCCUGGAAAACGCACCCCAAAAUGCGACACCAGUCGAUCAGGCUGAUGCAAGUGCUCUUCCUCCUGUAUGCGUCUCUGGAGACACAUCUCGAUUUCGUUACACAUAUCGGAACGGCCUGCGGUCCGCUAUACGUGUUGCACGUGUUGUCUCGGAAACUGUAGCUCUUAACCAUUCGAAUGUGAGGUGGUUUGUGUUUGGGGAUGAUGAUACAGUUUUCUUCCCUGAAAAUCUGGUGAAGACCCUGUCAAAGUAUGAUCAUGGCUUGUGGUACUACAUUGGGACAAAUUCAGAAAGUUAUAUUCAAAAUAAGCUCUUCUCCUUUGAAAUGGCCUUCGGAGGAGCUGGUUUUGCUAUAAGCUAUCCCCUGGCAAAGGUUUUGGCUAAAGUUUUUGAUUCUUGCCUCGAACGAUACCCACACCUUUAUGGAAGUGACAGCAGGAUCCAGUCCUGUCUGGCCGAGCUUGGCGUUAGUUUAACACAUGAACCUGGAUUCCAUCAGAUGGAUGUUCGUGGAAGUGUGUUCGGUCUCUUGGCUUCUCAUCCCAUUAGGCCCCUCGUUUCCCUCCAUCAUUGGGAGGCAAUGGACGCGAUUUUCCCCAAAAUGACACCAAUAAAGGCCCUGGAACACUUGUUUAAAGCAAUAAGCAUCGACUCCCAGAGGGUUAUGCAACAAACAGUUUGCUAUGAUCGGUGGUUUUCUUGGACAAUCUCCGUCUCGUGGGGCUAUGCUGUUCAAAUCUUCCAACACAAUGUAUUCUUACCAGAUGCUAUUCGAACUCAGGAGACGUAUGUUCCCUGGAGAAAGGGCGGCGGUAUUAAUGAUUUAUAUGUUAUCGACACGUUGGGAUAUAACCCUGAUCCAUGCCGGAGGCCUCCUGUGUUCUUCUUGCACAACGUCUUAUCUGAAAGAAAUAGAAUAAGAAGCACUUACAGAAUGAUGACCUCAGAUAACUGCACGUUCGACAUGGCCUCUCCACGGAAGCUUGAAGAGAUCAGAGUUUUCUCACAAAAACAAGACCUUGAUCACAAACAGCUGCAAGCGCCACGAAGACAAUGUUGUGACGUGCUACCGCCCUCUUCUGGCACUGUAUUGGAAGUUGCUAUUCGAGAAUGUGGUGAUGAAGAGUUAAUAUACAUGCACUAAUUUUUUCAUAAUCGAAUUUCUUGGAGUUCAUCUAACAACCUUGAUCAGCCUCUACCCCCCGGAUACACCUGGUGAUGGCAUUGGUCUAAGUGAUGCAACUUCUUUGAAUUCCUUCCUGUGUACUACAAAUCAGCCCAGUGCAUCUGAAUAGAAACUAGACAAGCACAGGACCAGACCCUCUUCCUGUUGCCGGUGUAUCAGCUUGUGAAGGAUUGGGUGGAUGACAAGGAAUGUAAUAUCAUGUAACAUGCAUUCUAAAAGUUCAGUUAAACUCUUAAGUAACAUAUACAUACAAAUACAGUUCAUUAGCUAGCAUUUUUACUUAAUUCUCCAUCAUGUUACGGAAACUUUUGAACUAAUCAAAGGAAGUUCUUAGAUCUCUCCUUCAUUUUCUUGGACUAAACGCUUCUUCUUUUCUUGGAUGCCUUGCUUAGAGUUCUCCA
Messenger RNA from Sesamum indicum (sesame), 1941 nucleotides. RefSeq names its product ERV-F (C)1 provirus ancestral Env polyprotein, putative (DUF604). The record is from RefSeq and is a predicted model, not a curated record. Lineage: Eukaryota; Viridiplantae; Streptophyta; Magnoliopsida; Lamiales; Pedaliaceae.